GGCCCCAACUCGCCUGGUUGCCCUUCAGGAGGAAAAUCACAAGAUCGUCGUUAGGACGUAUGGAGCAUGAUAGUGGGGCCGACGCCCUGAUGUCUCUCUCACAGUCUCCGGGUUUGCACCAAGAUCCGUCGGGAUCGGAGCACCAUCCCGAUAAUCUUCUUCCCGUUACUCCGCUGCCGGACGGCCCGUCGCCGUCAUCUUCACUGGAGGGGUCUCUGGACCUCAACGAAGAAUGUCAACGUCUUAUCGACCAGCUCCAAGACUACAUCCCUGCAGAAGCCAUAGAGCUUUUGUAUGAAGCUGGCUUCGAGUCUCUGCACGCUGUCAGGACUUUGACCGUGAACGACCUGAACGACGCCGAAACCUACACUAAGAAGGUGUUGAAACCCGGUCACAAGAAGCUUAUAAUGCAGUACGUUCAAAGUCGACCGUACGACGAAAAUGGUGACGAUCUGACGAACCGCCACUUAAUGUACACAUUUGAGGGCAGCCCAAUGGGGAAACGCCGAAGAAUGGUAGAAGAAACCUCGCCACAACCCACUUUGUCCCUUCCAGCCCUGCAGUCUUUCCUGGAGCGACACCUGGCGGAAUCUCCGGUCACGCGACAUAUUCGCAAAGACAUCGAUUAUCAGAUCAGCGUUCAGCAGACUCCGGACCGGCGUAGUGUGGAGGGCGUCUGGAAGUGCUUAGUGUGUAAUUCUCGACCAGUAACUAUAUCACUCCGAAAUGGUGGACGCCAACCUCAGCUCUCCAAUGUGGGCACGCAUCUCAAGACGAUCAAGCAUAACGCAGCCGUGAAAGAACGGAAAACCAAGACACAACUACUGGUUGGAUCUUCCGAUCAGAUGGCGGUUGCUCUCGCUGCUAUGCAGAAACAUCUUCAACAGCAACAGCAACAAGAACAAGAACAAGUCAAGUCAGUCUUCCAUAUGGUCCAACCGUCGCGCUUGCAGAACCACAUACAGUCAGGCCCAGAUAGUACGCAUCUCACGUCGGUUUCAAAUGGUCCACUGUUGAUGACGGGACACCAUUCGGCGGUUGCGCAUUCACAAGAUGCACCCAUAGGUGAAAGACAGCAGCAAUAAUUCCAUGUAAAGACUCUGCAGAGGAGCCGCGUCAGACACUGCGUGGGCGGGGUUUUGGUAGAUACUUCAUUUUAUCGUAAUAUAUUUCAUGUACAGAAAGAAGGAUACACCACAGGAUGUCUGUAUUUUACUACGCAUCCAUCCCUGGCAUCCAUUUUAUGUCAACUGUCAUACAGCGAUUUACAUUAAUAGAU
Spizellomyces punctatus DAOM BR117 is the source of this 1279-nucleotide messenger RNA. RefSeq lists its product as uncharacterized. The record is from RefSeq and is a predicted model, not a curated record. Bases 60 to 1085 code for a protein of 341 amino acids. Lineage: Eukaryota; Fungi; Chytridiomycota; Chytridiomycetes; Spizellomycetales; Spizellomycetaceae. The transcript is spliced from 2 exons.